UGGGCAAACCUUGGGUUGUUACCACGGGCGCGCUUGUACUCACUAUGGCUACUUUAAAUAUCUGAAGCUAUUAAGUGUAGUUGUGUAAGAAUCCGUAAGGAUUUACUUAGUUUUUAGUUUGUCUCGAGCCUGUACCGCUGGAUUGUUAGUAGAAUUAGGCAACAUCAUCGAAAGUUAAGCCUUAAGCAUCAAACAAUAUUCAACGCCAGAUGGUGUGCUGACCAGAUUAAAAUUUGAUCAGAAAAAUUCAAAAAUACGAGAAAAAAGGCAAGAAAAAGGUGGUUGACAUGUCAAUUUUAAUCGUAAACGUCUUUCACCUACUAAAAAUCUUUUGACAGUUGUGAAACAACAGUGUAUGUCUUAAAACUUUCGGUGUAAAGUGUCCUUGUACAGCCAUAAAACAGUGUAAUCAAUGUUAAGUUAUUUUAUAUACUUUGGAAACAGCUGAAAUCAUAAACAAAAUCAUCAAGCAGAAGAAAACGUAAUGUAUCCAACAAGAGAACAGUUUACUUGUGUUAGGUGUAAGGAAAAGGUUUUCACCUCUUGGAAUGAUUUUGAAAAUCACCAUGCCAAGCAUGCUGUCGAUUUUACAUUUUCUAAACUUCCGGUUGUAAAGUUGCAACAAAUCCAAAUUUCAAGUAUCAAGUCGAAAAUCCACAAUCUAUCCCCUAUUGCCAACAGAAAUAUAGGCAGAAAAUCACCUAAUUCCAUUGUGUCAAGAUGCUCCAAGAAUACAGGAUCUCAUACUAAGGAGCCAGAGUCUUCUGAAAGCAAACUAACAGAACAGGAAGACUUGCAUGCUUGGCCAGGAAGUUGUGAAUCUUCUAGUCCUGUGGCUUCACCAAGUAGUACACAAAUUGGUGCUUUAAAUAAAAUAGUGUCACCUGCAAGCAUGAUAGCAGUGGAACUCCAAGUAGAUUCAAAUAUCCUAGAUCCAAUAUUCAUUGAAAAACUAGGAGAGGAAAUCAGUUUUUUGAACCAAUCCUCAGUUGAUUCUAUAACUGAGGUUUGUGUGCAAAAGGAUUCUUUACCAGAAGUUGUUCAAUCAUCAGAUGUGAAUCUACCAAGCUCUUCUAAAUCUCCAAUAGAUUUUCAGGCCAUUUCAGCAGAUACCCCUGCAAUAGAACAAACAAUUCUACAAAAUCUUACCACAGAGAAAAACCUAGCAUUGUCACAACUUCUAAAAGACAAACCUGAAGAUAAAUCUGUUGAAAUAAAGGGAAAUGAUGCAUUAAAUCCGGGAAAUGAAUCGCCAAAGGAAAUAGAGCUACCAAAAUCAAAGGGACAACUGCGUUUAGUUCCUUUUGAAUCACUUUUGUCUCCAUCUCGCUUGCCCGUCGAUUGCACAGAGAAGGAAACAACGAUAACUUCAUUCCCUGUCUCGCCAUCGAAGAGUCAUAACAGAGAACAUGCUAUGGUUGUCAUACCCGAAAGAAAUCUGACAGAGUUAAAUAUCUCAGGCCAGACUGCAUUGGUAACUCGUUCAGACUCUUUAAGAUCCUCUCCUGUAAACCCUGUGAUGCAACAGCAGCAGCAAGUUUUGCAAAUAUCUCGAUCAAUUUUACCACCUGCAGUGAUUAGAACUAUGCUUCCAAAUCCUAUAUCGUCGAUUUUGCCUCUGCCACAACAGCCGACCGCAACACAGUCGUACCAGUUUUAUCACCCACUAGGACAAGGUCGUCAUCAUCCACAGGUAUAUCAACAACAAAAGCAGCAGCAACAACAACAGCAGCAGCAACCAAAGCAACAACACCAGCAAAAACAACACCAGCAAAAACAACAUAAACAGCACAAACAACAACAAGCAUACAACGUACUACAAUAUCAACAACAACCAGUGUAUCGACCACAGGGGAUGACAGGUCAGCAACAGAGUUCGUACGCAACAGCCGUUCAGUAUAUCAACCGGCCUUCAAAUCAACAAGAAAUACGGUUUCCAUCGCAAUGCUACUCUACGCCUACCCGAGCUAUCCAACCUAAUGACUUCUGUAGAGCAAGUGUCAGUACAGCAAUGACUUUUGCCAAUCAUGGCUCAGCACACAUCCAUGCAGUUUCCACUACCAGUUAUCUUCACCAGACCACGAAUAAUCAAGUUCAGUCAGUACCAUCUUCCAGCCAUCCGCAAUGUCAGUUUCCCAUCAGUAACGACAUUUACAAUACUUCGUUACAUCAUACUAAUAGCCCUUUGCCACAUUACCCUGCUCAACCUUCUGCUCCUAUCGUCCACCAUGUUCAGUUGCAGAUCCCAUCUGCGCAGUCUACUCGACCAUCUUUUUCGACAGCACAGACUACCGUCCGUCAACAAACAGUGGUGCAUCCAGGUCAAGAAGCGCUGCGCCAUGCUCUAACCAGUUUAUCAGGAACCCCAAUCCGUGCUCAGCAAAUAAUUCAACAACGCCCUGGAUAUGUUGGUAUCCGGCCACAUAGUAUCCGGCCACAGACGUCCAAUAAUCUAAACUCAGGUAGUACACGUCCAACAUCUCAUGUGGCGCUCAGUUCGCAACCCGUGGGGAUCGCUUUACCGUCUACAUCUACGGCUUUUGUUGCGACUUCGUCAGCCAUCCGUCUACCUCAACCAUAUCCAAGGCAGCAAACUUCAAGCGCACCAAGUCAGCCUGUUAUGCAGAAACGACUUUUAACAGUCGAAGAAGGAAUAUCAGAAGUAUGCCAACCUCCUCGUAAAAUAGCCCGUGCGGAAGAAGAAGUUGCUGCCUCUACCUCGCAGCCCAGUGGAGACUGUGAAGUGCGAAUUAUUCAAAAGAAACAGACAGGUCUACCCGUCAUUCAAAGCGUAGAAGGUGGAAUUAACACGGUGAUCAUAAAAGCUAGUUCACAGGCCCUUCAAACGCCAUCUGUUGCGUCACUGCUGAGUAAUCCCAAUAUAACGGUCACACCGGCAAAAAAUAAGGAAAAUCAAGUCGCAUCUGAAACCAUUGCAAGUUUAAAAGCUACAAGUACCCCCACGUCAACAACAACUACCAGUACCAAAACUCCUGGUGCCAUCACAAUCGACUUAACAAACACAGCGUCUGUUUCACUGCAGCAUCGUAACCCUUUGCAAUGUCAAGUUUGCAACGAAACCUUCAGCUCUCAGUCGCUACUUAAAAACCAUUUGGUACUUCAUCUAAGAAAGGUACGUCCUGCCACUGUCCGGCCUACGAAUAGUCCGCCAGUUGCCCGAAGUUUGGUUUUCCAAUCAAACGUUGGAAUUUUCCCAUGUUACGGAGGAGGAACCGACGGUGGGUCGGUGGAGGAGAUUCGUCAGCGGACGAUCCUGCGGCUGAAAACGGGUGACGGAACAACGGUGACACCUACUCCAACGUUUAUGUACGUUUAA
This is a messenger RNA of Daphnia carinata, 3337 nucleotides long. Its product is annotated as myb-like protein Q. Bases 485 to 3337 code for a protein of 950 amino acids. NCBI's taxonomy places the organism in Eukaryota, Metazoa, Arthropoda, Branchiopoda, Diplostraca, Daphniidae. The record is from RefSeq and is a predicted model, not a curated record. The transcript is spliced from 9 exons.